This is a messenger RNA of Aphidius gifuensis, 1179 nucleotides long. RefSeq names its product neurotrophin 1 (gene spz5). Gene Ontology annotation, molecular function: Toll binding; growth factor activity. Lineage: Eukaryota; Metazoa; Arthropoda; Insecta; Hymenoptera; Braconidae. The record is from RefSeq and is a predicted model, not a curated record. Gene Ontology annotation, cellular component: extracellular region. The transcript has 7 exons. Gene Ontology annotation, biological process: regulation of Toll signaling pathway; central nervous system formation; innate immune response. Bases 290 to 1060 code for a protein of 256 amino acids.
UAGUAAUACAACAUGCUGAUCACCUGUUUCUAGAUAUUUUCAAGUGCAUGAAGAUUCUCCACGUGGUUCAUUUUAAAUUUCAAUUAUUUAUCAGUGAAACGGCUAAAAAAUGUUGAAUUCAAUUAAAGAAUAAAUAAAUUUAAAAACAAUUACGUAUUGAUAAAAUGUACCUACGUUAUUUUUUUGAUAAGAAAAUUCAUUUAUCAAAGUCACUGAUGAUGCUUAUUUAUAUAUUUUUUUUACUGAUAUCAGUGAGUGUGAUAAAUAGUGAGACUUGUGAUUCAUAUGGAUGUCCUCAUCCACCACGUUACGAGCCAUUUGUUCCUGCACCACCUGGCAACACACCUCGAUACAACUUAUCAGGUAUUUAGUUGACAAAUGUAGUUUUAAUUUUGCUACAGUAUUGAGAGAUGAGUCUGAAUUUAAUUUUAAUUCAUACAGGAGAAAACCUGAAUAUCAUAAAGGAUAUGAUAAUCAAAGGCAAUAUUUUUCACAACCUGUAACGUUUUUACGUCCCACAUAUCCUUUUGUUGGUCAUUCACCAGUAAUUUAUGGUUCAUUAUCCAAUAAAACUGCAAAUGAAGGGUAUAAUUAUUCACCUCCUCCUAAAAAUUCUAAAAAUCCAUUACUCCUGGAAUCAAGAUCAAAAUUUGAGCGGAGUACAUCCUUUGCUACAUUUUAUCAGCAUCCAGAUUGGUGGACCACCAGUAAACAACGAGGAAGGAAAAAGAGACAAUCAAGUUCUGAUACAAUUUCACUGUGUGAAACAAGAACACAGUAUAUUGCACCAAGGGCAGCUUUAAAUAAUCGUGGAAAUUGGAUGUAUAUAGUUAAUAUUGCUGACUCAAAAGAAAAACAUUCACAGCUUGUUAAAAGUGAAAUUUGCACUUCAACACAGUGUGAUGGUAUUUGUUCACUUCCAGUUGGCUACUCAAGUAAAUGUGAACAACAGUAUGUACAAAAACGACUUGUUGCACUUGAAGGUACUGGUGAUCGUCUAUAUACAGAUGUAUUUUGGUUUCCUCACGGUUGUUCUUGUCAAAUCCUUACAAGUUUUUAGUGAAAAACAGAAGUUUUUUUACCUUUAAAGGUAAAUAAUAACAACAACUCUGAAGGAAAUACGUUUCUUUGAAAUCGAGUUAAAAAAAUUGAAAAUUUUAAAUGAUUACAGAUGAUAAU